Messenger RNA from Cajanus cajan (pigeon pea), 2479 nucleotides. Its product is annotated as RNI-like superfamily protein. Lineage: Eukaryota; Viridiplantae; Streptophyta; Magnoliopsida; Fabales; Fabaceae. Gene Ontology annotation, molecular function: protein binding. Gene Ontology annotation, biological process: SCF-dependent proteasomal ubiquitin-dependent protein catabolic process. Gene Ontology annotation, cellular component: SCF ubiquitin ligase complex. The record is from RefSeq and is a predicted model, not a curated record.
AGCAGCGGGAGUACAGAUGGAAGGACGUGAGCCAUGUGAUGGUCCACGUGGCGCUAAGGCGAGAAGCACCGGCACUGAAACGCAUAGGAUCUAUAUGCGGUACAUAACAGAGGCACAUAAUGAGAGAGGGUGAGGGUCGUGUGAAUGUGAAGAAACCAAACCUACUGCUACUGCUACGCUAUGGAUUCGCUAGUCCUCCACAGUGCAUCGUCAGCAACCUCAAUGGCGAAGCGUCCCUGUCCCUCGCAAAACCCUAGAGUCGAUAACCUGAACGAUGUGGAGCGUCUUCUCGACGCCUUUCUCUCCCUCUCCGACCUCCCUUCUCUCUCCCUCGAUCUCUCCUUCGAGAGGCUUCUCCACUCACUUCCCCCCGACUCCGACCUCAUCGAUCGCGCCCUCAAAAUGGGCUCUCUCCUCCUCGACGCCGCCAAACACUCCUCCAGAAAACGCGCUUCCAACCACAAUUCCCUCGCCUGGCCUCUCCCUCCCGACCUCACCAUCAAGGUCUUCUCAAUGCUUGAUACCCAGAGCCUCUGCUAUGCGUCAGCUACUUGUUCACUUUUUAGCAAAUGUGCUAAAGAUCCUCUGUGCUAUGCAAAUCUUGAUUUGACAACCCUUGUUCCGAAGGUUAACAAUGCAGUUGUUGCAACGAUGAUUCAGCGUGCUGGAAAGGCACUAAGGUCUCUUAAGCUGGGUGUUGUCCCUGGCGCUACUACACUUGGAUCUUGUCCGCCAUUUGUUUGUACCAUCAGACAUUCUAUUGUAGAAGUAUCUAACUUUUCAUGGAAUGAUAAGAGAUCUCGACAAGGGAGAGAGUCAUCCAUUCUCACAAGAUGCUGUUUGAGCCCUUUAAGUGGGGAUGGUGGUGCCCCCGGGGCUCUUUUGAGAAAGUUGCACUUGUACAACAUCGAGAGAAUGGAUAAUGCAUCCCUUAGUGUGGCAUUGUCAGCAUGCCCUUCUCUCCUUGAUUUGGAAAUUGUUGGGCUCCAUGUUGAGCUGAGGCAAACGUUAAUGUCAGUGAGUGCAAACUGCCACUUGAUAGAGCGUUUGUUUUUUGAGUCUUCUAAAACAGUUAUCCCUUUUUGGUUAUCAGGUAGAGACGACAGCUUGAAAGCACAAACGUGUUUUGAGCUAGUAAGCAGUUGUCCUCAUCUUACUUCUUUAUCCCUUAGAGGGUUUAAGCUACACGAUUGUAAAGUUCGCGUACUGGUUAAGGGAUUUAGGAAACUAAAAUAUGUUGACUUUUCAACAUCCUAUUCAAUCACUGGUAACUUCUUAAGAAACCUUGGAAGCUGCAAUGGUGGGAAUUUACUCGAGGUCUUAAUUUUAAGGGAUUGCAUGCAUCUCAAAGAGAUGGAAGUCGCUAGGCUGUUGACUGCAAUUCUUGCUGGAGAUUUCAAAUUGCUUGUACAUCUUGACAUAUCCAAUAGGGAAGGCUUAGCAUCCGAGUCUGACUGGUAUCACAGGUGCUACAACUCUAGUAUUAUGCCUGUAAAACAGGUUUUGGAAACAAGGCCUGAUAUGUGUCUGGUGGCUGAAUAUCCAUCAGCAGAAGGAAGUUACAUUGAGAGCUUCGACGCUGAUAUGAAUAGUGAGAUAAGUCUGCCAUCACAAUUGAGCAGCCACACGUCAGAUGGAUCAAUUUUUUUGAGUACAUCUGAAAGCAGCUACAAUAGUGAUCAAGGAAGUGGCAAUGAGGAUGGUCAAGAUGCCAACUACGUGAUAUAUGAGGAAAGCUCAGAUGAGAUUGACUUUCUGCCCCUAUAGGGAAUCCUCGUUGUGAGGCAUCAAUUGAGAAGGAUAACAAUCAAGUGAACUUGGGGAGCGGCAGGGGAAGAACGAUGAGGCAGGAUGGAUGUCAACUAUGGACCCUGGAUUUUUCAACUUUCGUUUUGUCCUUCUCUCUAUUGAAGCUGUUCAUUGAGGAAUUUCAUUCUGGAGGACAAUUGGAGAUCGAUUGCAACUUUAAAGUUGGCCUUUGUUCCCAUAUUUUCAGAAAUGUAAUUAUACUGCUGCACCAACCCGCUGGCUCCCCCAAAAAAAGAGGUUAUUUUUCCUCGGCAUCAAUCCAUGUAGCGCUGGAAUUUAUUUUUAGUUCUAAUGUGGAAGAGGUCUUCAAUUAUGUAUUUUGUACCCUGUUUAGCUAAUUCGCAAAUAAAAUUAAGUAAACAGUUUUUUGUUUACUUUCUAUUAGUAUAGGAGAUGGGCUGGUUAUGGAUCAUUCCAUGAUGAAUGAACAUGACCUGUUGAUCAAACAAAUUCCUAUUCGUGAGAGGUGACAUCCUUGAAAAAAUGUAACUCGCAUUUAUUGCAUCAUUUCUUGUAGGUGUAAUACACAAUUAUGGAAUUGAUGUAAUAUUCUUACCUGCUUGCUCCUAAGCUUGACAAAAUGACUUGAAGUUCCUGUUGAGCUGUACAUUGCGGGUGGGCAUAAAACUUUACUGUAUAUACUAAUGAAACUGUUCUCUGUUCUUAUGCA